Molecule: messenger RNA, 902 nt
Organism: Tripterygium wilfordii
Lineage: Eukaryota; Viridiplantae; Streptophyta; Magnoliopsida; Celastrales; Celastraceae
Product: germin-like protein subfamily 1 member 7
Exons: 2
Coding region: 62-727 (221 amino acids)
Cellular component (GO): cell wall
Molecular function (GO): manganese ion binding
Source: RefSeq, a predicted model, not a curated record
AAAACCACUUUAGAUUUCUCAAAAUCCUAGUUUACAAAGCAAACACAGUUUACUUGCCAAAAUGAAAAGUGUUACUUUUCUUGUAGCUUUUGCUCUUUUGGUUUUGGCUUCCUCAAUUGCCUCUGCUUAUGAUCCCAGCCCUCUUCAAGACUUCUGCGUAGACCUCAAUGACACCAAAAAUGGUGUGUUUGUGAAUGGGAAGGUCUGCAAGGACCCGAAGCUCGUCAAUGCGGACGAUUUCUUUUACUCGGGCCUUAACAUUGCUGGAAACAUCUCGGAUUCAGUUGGUUCUAAAGUCACUCCUGUUACUGUUAAUGAACUUAGAGGGCUCAACACCCUUGGCAUAUCCCUUGCUCGCAUUGACUUCGCACCAUAUGGCGGUCUAAACCCACCGCACACUCACCCUCGCGGCACAGAAAUCCUUGUAGUCGUUGAAGGACAACUUUACGUUGGAUUCGUCACGUCCAACGCAAACAAUAACCGUCUAUUCACUAAAAUCCUAAACCCCGGAGAUGUCUUUGUGUUCCCAAUCGGUCUCAUUCACUUCCAACUCAAUAUUGGGAAGACCAACGCAGUUGCAUUUGCGGGUUUGAGCAGCCAAAAUCCUGGUGUCAUUACAAUAGCAGAUGCCGUGUUCGGGUCCAAUCCUCCCAUCAAUCCUGAUGUACUCACCAAGGCAUUUCAAGUAGACAAGAACCUUGUGAACUAUUUACAGAAACAAUUCUGAUAUAGCAAUUAAAAAUAUUCAGUUUUUAUUAGUACCUCAUUGAGGUCAUAUGAUAUUGUCUUUUUAUAAUAAAGAGGUGUGUAUUGUGCCUCAAUUUCAAUGCUGGUUUUCUACAACUAGUUUCUCCCAUGUUUGUUUUGAUUAAUGAUAAUAAAGUAAUUGUUUCUUUGCUGUA